CAGUCCGCUCUCCUUGAGAAGGCCGAGCUCGCCCUCUGAUCUGCUCGGCAGAGCGUCAGUCAGAUCGAUCGAUCCAUCUCCGUCUGCGUCUGCGUCUGCGCGCGCGCUCUCGAUCCAGAUCCGCAGUCCCGGCCGGCUCGCAAGGCCUUCGAUUCGAUGCGCAGGUCGAGCUAUUUGAGGGUAGUUUUGGAGUGCCCCGCAAUUUGGUGUAGGUUUGGUUGUGGAAAUUGGUGACAGGAGUGGUGUCAGAUUGGGCGAGCGCGAGAUCUAUGGCCGCGCACUGUUGAUCGAGGAGGAGGAGCGCCAUUGAGGAGCUGCGGGCGUUGUGCGUCGGAGGCGGAGGAAAUAUUGCCAGGAUAGGGAAGUGCGAGGCGGUGGUGGACAGCAGCGGCGAUGGAGAAGACUUGUACUCUACUCGUUCACUUUGACAAGGGCACGCCCGCCCUUGCCAAUGAAAUCAAGGAGUGGCUGGAAGGCAGCGACACCAGCAAAAAGGUCGAGGCCAUGAAGAAGGCGGUGAUGCUGCUUCUGAACGGCGAGACUCUACCGCAGCUUUUUAUCACCAUUGUGCGGUACGUGCUCCCGUCGACGGAUCACACGAUCCAGAAGUUGCUGUUGCUGUACCUGGAGAUUAUCGAUAAAACGGAUGCUCACGGGAAGAUAUUGCCCGAGAUGAUUCUGAUCUGCCAAAAUCUGAGGAACAACUUGCAGCACCCGAAUGAGUACAUCCGAGGUGUGACACUCCGUUUUCUUUCUAGAUUGAAUGAGGCUGAGUUGAUUGAACCCUUGAUUCCCUCAAUUCUAGCUAAUUUGGAACAUCGCCACGCAUUCGUGCGAAGGAAUGCUAUCCUGGCAAUGAUGGCUAUUUACAAGCUGCCCCAGGGAGAGCAUUUGCUGUGUGAUGCUCCUGAGAUGAUUGAGAAGACUCUUUCCACCGAGCAAGAUCUUUCCUCCCGGAGAAACGCGUUCUUGAUGCUUUAUACUUGUGCCCAAGAUAGAGCUGUCAGCUAUCUGUUGAGCCAUCUGGAAAGCGUUUCCGGAUGGGGAGACAUUUUGCAAAUGGUGGUUCUGGAGCUCGUCAGGAAAGUGUGCCGGACGAAUCCUGGAGAGAAGGGAAAGUACAUCAAGAUCAUUAUCUCCCUUCUCAACUCCCCUUCGACCGCGGUCAUGUAUGAGUGUGCCGGCACUUUAGUUUCUCUUUCGUCGGCACCUACCGCCAUCCGAGCUGCAGCCAACACCUACUGUCAGCUUUUGUUAUCUCAAAGCGACAACAAUGUCAAAUUGAUAGUGUUAGAUCGCCUGCAGGAGCUCAAGGCUUCACACCGGGAGGUGAUGGUAGAAAUGAUUAUGGAUGUAUUGAGGGCUCUUUCCAGCCCAAACCUUGACAUUAGGAGAAAAACCUUGGACAUUGCUCUAGAUCUGAUCACUCCACGAAACAUUGACGAGGUCGUUAUGACUCUGAAGAAGGAAGUUGUGAAAACCCAAAGCAAGGAGUUGGAGAAGAAUGGGGAGUACAGACAAAUGCUCGUGCAGGCAAUCCAUUCAUGUGCUCUGAAGUUUCCGGAAGUGGCCAGCACUGUUGUGCAUUUGCUGAUGGAUUUCCUUGGAGACAGCAACACUGCCUCUGCUGUAGAUGUUGUCUUCUUCGUGAGAGAGAUUAUUGAGACCAAUCCGAAGCUCCGCGAGUCGAUUAUCACCAGACUGCUGGACACCUUCUACCAGAUCCGGUCCUCAAGGGUGUGCACUUGUGCUUUGUGGAUAAUUGGAGAGUACUGCUUAUCCUUACCCGAAGUCGAGAGUGGUAUUUUCACAAUCAAGCAGUCACUCGGGGAGCUUCCAUUUUUCACCGUUGCCGAUGAAGGAACAGAAGGUGAGGGUGGCAAGGCGGGCAAUCAAAGUACGAAGGGAUCUGGUGUCGUACCUCCAGCUUCUUCAGCUUCAUCUAAGCGGCCGGCCGUUCUUGCUGAUGGCACAUAUGCUAGUCAGAGUGCUGCUGCUGAGAUUGCAGUUUCAACACCUCUGUCCGGAGGAGGAUCAGGGGCUUCUGCAAAUUUGAGAGCGAUUUUGUUGACAGGAGAUUUCUUCCUGGGAGCAGUCAUUUCCACAACCUUGACGAAGCUCGCGCUGCGUCUUGAGGAAGUCUCCUCUCAGGCUGUCAAAGUGAACAAAGUAACUGCGGAGAUCCUGCUCAUCUUGGUGUCCAUGCUCAGACUAGGAGAGUCACGCACUGUCCCUCCUAUUGACGACGAUUCUUAUGACAGGAUUUCUCUGUGUGUGAAAAUUCUUUCAAGCCCUGAUGAUGUCAUGAGAAUGGUGUGGUUGAAGUACUGCCGUGAGAGCUUUGUGAAAAUGAUUACGGAGAAACAGCACCGUGAGACAGAGGAAUCCAAGGCCAAAGCGCAGGUUUCCAAUGCCCAGCCCGAUGAUCUUAUCGACUUCCAUCAUUUGAAGAGCAGAAAGGGAAUGAGCCAGCUCGAGUUGGAGGACGAAGUCCAAACUGACCUCAAGCGAGCCACAGGAGAGUUCACAAAAGAUAGCGACAACACGAGGAAACUAAAUAGAGUCCUGCAGCUAACAGGAUUUAGUGAUCCUGUAUACGCUGAGGCCUACGUGACUGUUCAUCAGUAUGAUAUAGUUCUCGAUGUUACUGUCGUGAAUCGCACCAACGAGACUCUACAAAAUCUUUGCUUUGAGCUUGCCACAAUGGGAGAUUUGAAGCUCGUUGAGCGCCCUCAAAACUACACUCUGGCCCCAGAGACCAGCAAGCAGAUCCGAGCAAAUAUCAAGGUGUCUUCCACAGAAACUGGAGUUAUCUUUGGCAACAUUGUGUACGAGACAACUAGUGUGCUGGAUCGCAAUGUGGUUGUCCUGAACGACAUCCACAUCGACAUUAUGGACUACAUCUCUCCAGCUUCAUGUCCAGAAGUGGCCUUCAGAAAUAUGUGGGCUGAGUUCGAGUGGGAGAACAAGGUGGCCGUCAACACAACAAUUCAAGGUGUACAAGAGUUCCUGGAGCAUAUUGUUGCGUCAACUAACAUGAAGUGCCUCACUCCACCGUCCGCUUUGGAUGGUGAUUGUGGAUUUCUCGCAGCGAAUCUUUACGCCAAGAGUGUUUUCGGUGAAGAUGCUCUGGUCAAUGUUAGUGUUGAGAAGCAACCGGACGGAAAAUUGAGCGGUUAUAUUCGCAUUCGUAGCAAGACUCAGGGCAUUGCUCUUAGUUUGGGGGACAAGAUCACCCUCAAGCAAAAGGGUUAAUUUUGUGGUGGGAGACGCCAACUUUCAGCUUGUGUUGGCAGAAAUUAGUUCGUUUAGUGCCAGUCGACAUGGUGACUGGUCGCAGUUGGUCAAUACCUCCGCAUGAUUCCACGAAAUUGAGAGUCAACAUUGGAUUGGAAGCAUCAGUGUUUGGAAGAACCUCUCUCCCUAGUUGCGAUCAGAUGAUCUUGCUUCCUUCGUCCAAUCAAAUGAGGUUCCUUCUUGUACUUAACUUGAGUAGGCUUAAUUUUUUUGACAAAUUUCCUAUUAUUGAUUCACCAAUAAAGUUCUUUAGAUCAGGUGACAGACGUUUUUUGU
This is a messenger RNA of Marchantia polymorpha subsp. ruderalis, 3573 nucleotides long. NCBI's taxonomy places the organism in Eukaryota, Viridiplantae, Streptophyta, Marchantiopsida, Marchantiales, Marchantiaceae. The record is from the annotation of a GenBank genome assembly.